Molecule: messenger RNA, 1751 nt
Organism: Chionomys nivalis (European snow vole)
Lineage: Eukaryota; Metazoa; Chordata; Mammalia; Rodentia; Cricetidae
Gene: Rbm11
Product: RNA binding motif protein 11
Exons: 5
Coding region: 34-750 (238 amino acids)
Biological process (GO): regulation of alternative mRNA splicing, via spliceosome
Cellular component (GO): nucleus
Molecular function (GO): single-stranded RNA binding
Source: RefSeq, a predicted model, not a curated record
AUCUCCUCCAUCCCCUGGCUGCCGACCGCAGGGAUGUUCCCGGCUCAGGAGGAGGCUGACAGGACCGUGUUUGUGGGCAAUUUAGAGGCCCGAGUACGGGAAGAGAUUCUUUACGAGCUAUUCCUUCAGGCUGGGCCACUAACCAAAGUAACUCUUUGCAAAGACAGAGAUGGGAAGCCAAAGUCCUUUGGCUUCGUCUGCUUCAAACAUCCUGAAUCUGUGUCUUAUGCCAUAGCUUUGCUGAAUGGAAUUCGUUUGUAUGGAAGGCCAAUUAAUGUGCAAUAUCGAUUUGGCAGUUCUCGCUCUUCUGAACCAGCUAGCCAAAGUUUUGAGAGCUGUGUUAAGAUAAAUUCACACAGCUUCAGGAAUGAAGAAAUGGUGGGCAGAUCUUCAUUUCCCAUGCAGUUUUUCCCAAUUGCAAACGCUGCUUUACCUCAAGAAUAUUUUUUCUUUCAGAAAAUGCCCUGGCACACACACAGUCCAAUGAUGCAGCCUCCUUUCUACGACAUGACAGCUUCACUUCCCAGCAAUACAUCUGGGUCUUGCUCCUUAAACUACACCCCAGACCUCGAGGCUGGACCCUGCUCCUAUGAAUGGACUCACCAGCAGCCAAGUGAGCCUGACCUUUAUCAUAGGGGCCAACGAAAGAGGCAAAGGCAAGCCAGUGACUCUGGCAGUAGUUCGGAAGACCAGAGAGGGAAUGAAGGUGGCCAAAAAUGCAGGAAAUGCAAGAGGAAGAAGAAAUACUAGUGAAGAGUAUCUGUGCUGCUCUCUCUCUCUAUCAAAAUAAAAAAAGAAAGAAGAAAAAAGAAAAAAAAGUCGGUUGUACCAAAUGAUCCAUUUCUUGGCCACCUUGUCUUUAAAAAAAAAAAUGAAAAUAUGACUCUGUGAUUUGUAUUCAGUUUUUGCCAUCAAUGAUAAAAGCUUUUCAACAGUAAAAUAAUGUACUACUUUUGUAUUUGAAAGGUUAUUUCUUGCCCAUUGUCAGGAAGAAUACACUUUACAUCAUCUUAUUUUUAGAACUGAGGAUGAAAUUUCACUAAACUCUAAAGCCACUCGCUAAACCCUUGAGGGUUAAGCACUGUGCUCUCCCUAGAGUCUCACCUGAGGCUUUCAACCACAAGUGGGCUGGCCUCAGAUGCAUCUGUAGGUUGCUGGGGAAACAGUGGUAAUAUUUAAAAACAGCAUGUUCUAACGACUAUGUAGUAAGGAGGCAUCAGUUCCCUUGUAACUGACACUUUACCAUUUAAGUCUAAACACAAUAUCUCUGAGUAUCACUAGCAGGCUGAUUUCAUAUGAUCGUGACCAUGACAUACAAAGAAAAAGUACUGUCAUAUGCUCAGUGUCAUUUGCUUAAAGGGGCUGCUAUAGGAUUAGUUCCUUUUUUCAUGAUUUUAUUGGACAUAAAUAUCUCUUUACAUCUCAUUUCUUGUUUGUAAUGAAAAAAAUCAGUUGAUGGUGUCAGCAUCCACUGUCUGCUCCUUCCAGCAAGGGUGGAGAGUGUAUAGCAAAUGUGUGAAUCUUCAUGAACUGCAUAGAUAGAAUGCUGUUGUAUCAUCAUAUAUUUAAUGCCUACUUCCAGGUCUAUAUUUAUAAUUCACGUAUUUUAGAAGAUAAAUGGAGUACAUGUAAAAUGAAUGGUGUUUAUCAGUUUGAUUCAGCAUAAACCAAAACUAAGAAAAUUAUGUGUUUGUUAAAACUAAUUGAACAAAUCAGGCAAACCCACUUGGAUUCAUCUACUCAGUUCAAUA